This is a messenger RNA of Scomber scombrus (Atlantic mackerel), 1739 nucleotides long. RefSeq names its product dihydropyrimidinase (gene dpys). Lineage: Eukaryota; Metazoa; Chordata; Actinopteri; Scombriformes; Scombridae. The transcript has 10 exons. The coding region runs from base 43 to 1533 and encodes 496 amino acids. Gene Ontology annotation, cellular component: cytoplasm; cytosol. Gene Ontology annotation, biological process: pyrimidine nucleobase catabolic process. The record is from RefSeq and is a predicted model, not a curated record. Gene Ontology annotation, molecular function: dihydropyrimidinase activity.
GAAGUGACAGUGAGCUGGCGUCACUCAGCUGUUCACAGCAGGAUGACAGAGCCCAGCGGGAUCCUGAUAAAAGGAGGUAAAGUUGUGAACGAGGACUGUUCCGUGAUCGCGGAUGUCUACAUUGAAGAUGGGAAAAUAAAAGAAGUUGGACAGAAUCUUCAGAUCCCAGCGGGAGUGCGGGUCAUUGAUGCCACAGGGAAACUGGUGAUCCCGGGCGGCAUUGACACGCACACACACAUGGAGCUGGCGUUCAUGGGCACCAAGGCUGUGGAUGACUUCCACAUCGGAACCAAGGCUGCUCUAGCAGGAGGAACCACAAUGAUCCUGGACUUUGUCAUCCCCCAAAAAGGCAAGUCUCUCCUGGAAGCCUAUGCCUGUUGGCGUAACACAGCUGAUCCCAAAGUUUGCUGCGACUACUCACUACACGUCGCUGUCACAUGGUGGAGUGACAAGGUCAAGAAAGAGAUGGAGACUCUGUCAAAAGAGCGAGGAGUCAAUUCCUUCAAAAUGUUUAUGGCCUAUAAAGAUGUGUUCAUGCUGGAUGACUCUGAGCUGUAUGCUGCCUUCUCCCAGUGCAAGGAGAUCGGAGCUAUAGCGCAGGUGCAUGCUGAGAAUGGAGACCUGAUUGCAGAGGGGGCUAAGAAGAUGCUGUCCUUGGGCAUCACGGGGCCCGAGGGCCAUGAACUGUGCCGGCCGGAGGAAGUGGAGGCCGAGGCCACCCAGCGAGCCAUCACCAUCGCCCAUGCUGUCAACUGCCCGCUGUAUGUGGUCCAUGUCAUGAGUAAAUCUGCUGCCAAGGUGGUGUCCAACGCACGAAGAGAUGGGCGAGUGGUGUUCGGGGAACCCAUUGCAGCUGGACUGGGCACCGAUGGGACUCACUACUGGAACAAAGAGUGGGCCCACGCUGCUGCCUUUGUCAUGGGGCCCCCCCUCAGACCUGACCCCAGCACCCCCGGGUACCUGAUGGACCUGCUGGCCAAUGAUGAUCUAAGUGUGACGGGAACGGACAACUGCACCUUCUCUGUGUGCCAGAAGGCCCUCGGAAAAGACGACUUCACCAAGAUCCCGAACGGAGUGAAUGGCGUGGAGGACAGGAUGUCUGUCAUCUGGGAGAAGGGAGUGCACAGCGGCAAAAUGGACGAGAAUCGAUUUGUAGCUGUCACCAGCAGCAACGCAGCAAAAAUCUUCAACUUCUACCCGCAGAAGGGCCGUAUCGCCAAGAACUCGGAUGCUGAUGUGGUCAUAUGGGACCCCAAGUUAACAAGGAAGAUAUCAGCCAAGACGCACCACCAGGCUGUGGACUACAACAUCUUCGAGGGCAUGGAGUGCCACGGCGUCCCUGUGGUCACCAUCUCCAGGGGCAAAGUGGUCUAUGAGGAUGGGCGGCUGAAGGCGACACCAGGGCAUGGAAAAUUCAUCCACAGAAAACCCUUCUCUGAAUUCGUUUAUAAACGCAUCAGACAGAGGGAGCAGGUGGGGAAACCUGCAGCUGUGAUCAGAAAGCCCUAUGAAGGAGAAGUCAUUUCUCUAUGAACAACUGACCUAGAACAUGAAAGCCACUUUGGAUCUCCAGCUGUGUGGUUACAGAACAUCUAGAUCUACCAAAGCCAAACAACUGAGUGCCUUUCAACAGAAACACCUGCUCUGAGUGGUUCUUUUGACAUGAAACUGUCCUGCAAGUCGUACAUGCGUUAUGCAUUCAAUAUAAAUCAGUGUGUGCAGUAAAGAUGGGGGGGGGG